Molecule: messenger RNA, 1767 nt
Organism: Belonocnema kinseyi
Lineage: Eukaryota; Metazoa; Arthropoda; Insecta; Hymenoptera; Cynipidae
Product: lanC-like protein 2
Exons: 10
Coding region: 447-1676 (409 amino acids)
Biological process (GO): peptide modification; carbohydrate metabolic process
Cellular component (GO): plasma membrane
Source: RefSeq, a predicted model, not a curated record
UCAGCUGGCUGGCAGAGCAGAAUAAACUUGAGUUUAUUUUGAGUGAGAGAGUGGCCCAUUUAACGAAAUUUCACUCUAAAAUUAAAGAAUAACUGAGGCGUGAAUCUAAUAUACUGUGGCAAAUUGGUCUUCGAUCAACAAUGAUGUAUCCCAAUUAUCUACAAAAAAGAUUUUGUCUUUCAUGGUUUCAUAGUUUGAAAACAUAACCUCCCGUACAUUAAUAUGUCUAACCUAACCUGUCAAAGAGGUCCGUCAAAGAGAGGGGAUUAAAAACCGGUGUGUUGUCCGGUCUCACAUAAACAAUAUAUAUAUAUUUCUGAUAUAGAGAAUUCGCUCUAUAAUAUUUCAACAAUUCCUUUCAAAAUCGAGAAAUUAUUAAUUGAGGGUAAAUUUGGCGGGAUAAUUCUGAAAGAUUAUCUUUUAAAGGAUUAAGCCUUUUGAUCAAAAUGGGUGAGAGUUCAACAGUUUUACAGGAUCGGCAUUAUGUCAAUCCAUUUAAAGAUUUCUCUAAAGAUAAUGACAGUUCACCGAUUGAUGUCAAUGCGAAGGAGAUUCACAAAAACUUCCAAGAAAAAUUAACCGAAAAGACAAUUGCCUUAUUGAAAAAAUUAGAAAAAAACAAAAUGAAUUGGUAUAACAAUGAUGAUCAAUCUAUUUACACCGGAUUAAUUGGAAUCGCAUUCCUGUUCUAUCAUUACGGAAGAUAUUUCGAAGAGCCUACCUAUCUCUCUAAAGCAGCAGAGAUGGUUCAAAGUUGUGUGAGUAACUUAAAAUCCAAAAGACAAGUCACAUUCUUGACCGGAAGUGCUGGACCAUUAGCUUUAGGGGCUGUCAUAUAUGACAGUAUCGAUCGAGAAGAAUCAGAGGGAAUGAUUUUAAAAUUAAAAUCGUUAUCAAAUAAUGUUUUGGGAGACAAGAGCGACUUGCCUGACGAAUUACUUUAUGGAAGGGCUGGAUAUUUAUUCUCUCUUCUAUUUGUAAACUCUAAAAUAUCUCCUCCAAUAGAUGACGAUCUCAUAAAACAAGUUAUUGCGUCAAUUUUAAAGUCAGGGAGAAUUUAUUCAAUGAGAAAGCACAGUAAAUCACCAUUAAUGUACGCUUGGCAUGAUAAGGAAUAUCUUGGAGGGGCUCAUGGAUUAGGAGGGAUUCUUUAUUUGCUGCUUCAAGCACGCCAUUAUUUAUCUCAAUCUGAGUUGAAAGAUGAAAUUGAACCAUCUUUAAAGUAUCUUCAAAAGUUGAGAUUUCCUUCUGGUAACUUUCCUUCUUCAGUAGGAAAUGAAUCUGAUAAACUAAUACACUGGUGUCAUGGAGCUCCUUCUAUGACGAUGUUGUUUACCCUAGCUUAUAAGGUUUUUGAUAAUAAAGAUUAUCUGGAGACUUCCAUAAAAUGUGGAGAAGUGAUCUGGAAUCGAGGAUUGCUUAAAAAAGGAUAUAGCAUAUGCCACGGAGUUCCUGGAAAUGCAUAUUCAUUUCUAAACCUUUUUCAGGAAACCAAAGAUGAAAAACAUCUAUACAGAGCUUGCAAGUUCGCAGAAUGGUGUUUCGAUUAUGGAUCUCAUCAGUUAAGAACUCCAGAUCGACCUUUUUCUCUUUUCGAAGGUUUAGCCGGGACAAUUUACUUCUUGAUUGAUCUACAAAAACCAAUGUUUGCUAAAUUCCCUGCCUACACAUUAUAAAGCUAUCAAUAAUUUUAGUAAAUUCCAACAAUCUAUUUGAUUUAUUUUUCACUUUCGUUCAAUAAAAUAAGAACGCAAUUUAAUAUUUUGA